Messenger RNA from Dufourea novaeangliae, 3393 nucleotides. Its product is annotated as probable phosphorylase b kinase regulatory subunit beta. The transcript is spliced from 20 exons. Lineage: Eukaryota; Metazoa; Arthropoda; Insecta; Hymenoptera; Halictidae. Gene Ontology annotation, molecular function: calmodulin binding. Gene Ontology annotation, biological process: glycogen metabolic process. The coding region runs from base 48 to 3278 and encodes 1076 amino acids. Gene Ontology annotation, cellular component: phosphorylase kinase complex. The record is from RefSeq and is a predicted model, not a curated record.
UAAUAGAAUCAAUUCAAGGAUAGCUGGAUUUAAUAAUUUUGAAUAAAAUGACAUCUUUUGUGACAAUACCUACAAAUACAAAAAGUAGGUUUUCCCAACUUAGAGGUGUCCGACAAGGUAGUGUUAUUGAUUUGGAUAUUGAUAUGUUCCUGAAAAUUUCAAAUUAUGAAGAUACUGUACGACAACUGGAUAUCUAUUAUGGAAUUGUUAAGAGACAAUUGUUGCGUUACCAGAGUAUUAUAACUGGGUUAUUUCCACAAAUUUCAAACGACAAAGUAGUAGGAAGUGUGCGUGAAAGUAUUUAUUGUGCCGCUGCUAUAUGGAGUUUGUACCAAGCAUAUAGACGUAUAGACGAUGAUCGUGGAAAAUCAUAUGAACUUGGUCAGUCAGCUGUAAAAUGCAUGCGUGGGAUUCUAGAAUGUUGGGUAAAGCAAUCUUCAAGAAUAGAACUAUUUAAACGCAAUCAGUGUAAUCGAUUUGCGCUGCAUUGUAAAUUCCACUUAGAUACCGGUGAUGAGAUUUUCAGUGACAUUGCUUAUAAUCAUUUACAAAUUGAUAUUGUUUCUCUUUAUUUGAUAUUUUUGGUACAAAUGAUUUCUUCGGGACUGCAAAUUAUAUAUACUCAAGAUGAAGUGGCUUUUAUACAAAACCUUGUAUAUUAUGUGGAAAGAGCAUAUCGCACACCAGACUAUGGCAUGUGGGAACGUGGUAGUAGAUAUAAUGAUGGUACACCUGAAAUUCAUGCAAGUUCCAUUGGUAUAGCAAAAAGUGCUCUUGAAGCAAUUAAUGGGUGCAAUUUAUUUGGAGAAAAAGGAGCUUCUUGGUCAGUUGUAUAUGUUGAUAUCGAUGCUCACAAUCGAAAUCGUAGCAUUUUUGAAACAAUGCUUCCAAGAGAAUCAAGUUCUAAGAGUGUAGAUGCGGCUUUAUUGCCAACAAUAUCUUUUCCUGCAUUUGCUACUCACGAAGAGGUAUUAUACAAUGAGACAAAGACAAACAUAGUUGGAAGAUUGAAAGGCAAUUAUGGUUUUAAGAGAUUCGGAAGGGACGGAUAUAAAACAAUUUUAGAAAGCAAAGAUCGUCGUUAUUACAAGUCUGGUGAAAUCAAGGAAUUCGAUAACAUAGAGUGCGAAUGGCCCCUAUUUUAUAUUUUUAUGAUCAUAGACGGUGUUUUUAAAACCUUACCAGAUCAAGUUGAAGAAUAUCAGAAUUUGUUGAAAGAACGAAUACAUAAAGAUAUUAAUGGAGAUCCUGUAAUACCUAUGUAUUACUAUGGAAGUGGACAAAGAGGUUAUACAGAUUCCGAGCCUACACCAAUUUAUUUAUGGAAUCAAGCCAUGUUUGUAAUUGCACAAUUACUUACGGCUGGUCUGUUACAUAUUAAUGAAUUAGAUCCAAUCAGACGGUAUCUUCCUUCAUACAAUAGACCACGAAAGGCUGGAAGAUAUUCAGCUUUUCAGGUAAGUAAAAAUAAUCUUGUAGUACAAAUCGUUCUAAUUGCUGAGUCUAUGCGACUGCAAGCUAUGAUGGCAACAUAUGGUAUACAAACACAAACUCCGCACGAGGUAGAACCUGUCCAAAUAUUAUCAUCUAUGCAGUUGGUAAAAGUUUAUGAAAAACUAGGUGUAAACAGUAAACUAAAUUUACAAGGUCGUCCAGCUAGACCAAUUGGAUCUCUAGGUACCAGUAAGGUUUAUAGAGUAUGUGGAAUGACAGUGCUUUGUUAUCCUCUGAUAUUUGAAGUAUCAGAAUUUUAUUUGUAUAGAGAUAUGGCUUUAUUAAUUGAUGAUAUUAAAACUGAACUUCAAUUUGUGGGUAAAUAUUGGCGACUUUCAGGUCGACCUACAGUAUGUUUAUUGAUACGGGAAGAGCAUAUGAGAGAUCCACAAUUCAAAGAAAUGCUUGAUCUCUUUGCAAUGCUGAAAAAAGGUUAUUGUGAUAAAACAAAAGUACGAAUUGGUCGAUUACAAAAUCUCAUUUCAUCUUCAUGUAUUGAACAUUUGGAUUUUAUAAAUACUAUAGAAACGGAUCUUGAGCUAACUCAGUUCAGACAAUUAGAACAUGAUUAUAUUGGAUAUCAAAGUCUUACAGAUGUACCUAAAGCUUUAACUUACGCUGACGAUAUAAGAGAUUAUUCUUAUUACAUGAAUGAACCAUUGUACAAUAUAUUAACGGAAAUUCGUAAUAAUAAAAGUCUUUAUGCUCUAUGCCAACUUUAUGGAAUUUUAUUAAAACGAGAGGGUAUUAAAUAUGAAUUUAAUGAAAUAACAGUGGGUGAUCAUUUAAAAUCGUUGUAUCAACAAGCAGGCUGCCUUAGGUACUGGACAGUUGUUCGUUAUUGCAGCAGCUUAUUGAAUCACACUGUUGAUAGUAUUAGUCCUUUUAUAACAGGAGUUCUUGUUAAAGGGAAACAGAUAACAGUUGGAGUCAUUGGACAGGAAGAAACAGUUUUUGAUAAACCAAUGACACCAGCAGAAAUUCAGUCGGUUGUAUAUUCUACUAUUCAGCCACAUAACGUAGUACAAGCUGUACUUCAACAAGAAGUUUUAUUAUACUGUGGUAGACUUAUUGGUAGAAAUCCAGAAAUGUUUAAAGGAAUAUUGAAAAUUCGUAUUGGAUGGGUUUUAGAGGCAAUAAAGCUUUAUUUACAAAUGUUUGUUAAGAAUCCUAAACCAAUCGAGAAUUAUAGUCCUUUCGAAAUUCGCCGAUUUUUAAUAAAAGUACUGACGGUUAAAGAUUGGGCAACCACUAAAAGACUUACAGUUUUGGGACGCAGAAGAAUUGAAGGUUGUCUAUGUAGAGUACCUGCACAUUUUUAUAAUCAUGUCUGGGAAGUAUUGUUGCGCUGUCCAGGUGGCAUUUGCGUUAAUGAACAAGAAUUACCCCAACAACCCACUCUGUCUAAUAUGACUCGUUCUGAAUUGACGUUUGCAUUACUCGUAGAGUCAUUGCUUCAUCACAUACAGUUACCAGAGUAUCGUCAAAUUAUUGUAGAGUUACUCACUAUAGUGUCGACAAUUUUACUUCGAAAUCCAGAAUUGAGUUUUCAAAAGCAAUUGAAUCUUAAUGAACUUGUUGAAGACAGUUUUCAAAUGUACUGUAAGGAUCAUAAUAUAGAGAAAACUAAUGAUCAAUCUCCAUUUUUUUCUGCUGAUUAUUCAUUAACUACUGGAUACCUUGCCAGAUCUGUGGUUAAUAAUGUGCUCACUGGAGGAUGUUUUGCGACUAUUCAUGAUAUCAAUGACACAAUUGAAAAUAAGGAAACAUGCAAGAUUACAUAGUGAUGUAAAAGUGUUGCAUUAAGAAAGGAGACAUUGUAAAUGUGUUAAAAACAUAUAUUUAUAUACGAAUAGUUCCGUAUUUUCCGAGUAUGUGUAUUUCUUCAAUAGAAGAGAG